AGAAACCGGACCGAACAAGGAACAAUACAAACGAGUACCAUCUGGUUUCUGAUCGAAGCAGAAACAAAAGCAGUAUUUUCCAACAAGUAUUGCAAGUGAAGCAGACCAAAUUUCUUUCAAUGCCCCAAACAUAACGCAAAGAAUAAAGGAUACACAUAAGUGUAAAAAAAAAACAAAAAAGAAAAAGAAAAAAUUGUCCACCGCCAUGGAUUCGCAGCAACGAACGGUGGCUUCUCCUCCGUCGCCGCCAGGCCACGAUUCCACCGCCACUCUCAUCGCCUUCCUAAUAUUCUUUGCCAUUGCCGCUCUGGUUUUGGUUCCUUCAGCAUCCCCAUCCUUCCAAAAUUCCUUGUCCAUUCUGCACCAAGUACCUGAAGGCCAUGUUGGGGUAUAUUGGAGAGGAGGUGCCCUUCUGAAAAUAAUUACAGAGCCAGGUUUCCAUCUAAAGAUGCCUUUCAUAACUCAGUAUGAACCUGUCCAAGUGACACUUCAGACAGAUCAGGUGACUGAUAUACCCUGUGGUACUAAAGGAGGAGUUAUGAUCAAUUUUGGGAAGAUUGAGGUUGUUAAUCGACUCCACAAGGAAUUUGUCUUUGAGACAUUGCUCAACUAUGGUGUGCAUUAUGAUAAGACAUGGAUAUAUGACAAGAUUCAUCAUGAGAUCAAUCAGUUCUGCAGCUCUCAUAGUCUUCAACAAGUCUAUAUUGAUGUGUUUGACCAGAUUGAUGAAAAGAUGAAAGAUGCUCUUCAAGUUGACUGCACCCGCUAUGCUCCAGGAAUUGAGAUCAUAAGUGUCCGUGUCACAAAGCCUACUAUUCCAGAUAGCAUAAGACGCAAUUUUGAACAAAUGGAAGAGGAGCGUACCAAGGUCUUAAUUGCUAUUGAGAAACAGAAAGUAUCCGAGAAGGAGGCAGAGACUAAGAAGAAGAUGGCCAUUAGUGAGGCUGAGAAGAAUGCCAAUGUUAGCAAGAUCCUUAUGGAGCAAAAAUUGUUGGAAAAGGAUAGUGCUAGAAGACAAGAAGAAAUAGAAAAUGCAAUGUACCUGGCACGUGAAAAGAGCCUGGCAGAUGCAGACUUCUACCGUGUAAUAAAGGAAGCUGAAGCAAACAAGUUGAAGCUCACCCCUGAAUUUCUUCAGCUUAAAUUUAUUGAGGCCAUUGCUAAUAAUACGAAGAUCUUCUUUGGGGACAAGGUUCCAAACAUGAUUUUGGAUCAGAGGCUGCUCGGAAACUUACUUCAUGAUGUUUCUAGAGGGAAAACUACAACGGCCAAAGCAGAUAUCUGAUUUCUUAGCUGUUAGAGUAUUAGGAUUAAUAAGGCUUCUCUCAUUAGUUUUUUCUUUUCUAUUUUUUCCUCUGUACCUGUAUUUGUCUUAGUUAGUUUUACAUUAGAUAGGUCUAACCAUGGUUAGUUAGCUUAUCUUUUCUUUGGCCACUUAUACUUGUAUAUAUAACAAUAAUCCUGCUCUCUGUAAAGGGUUGAUUGUUACAUGAGAGAAAUUAUUGAGAACUUUAC
Cajanus cajan (pigeon pea) is the source of this 1515-nucleotide messenger RNA. Lineage: Eukaryota; Viridiplantae; Streptophyta; Magnoliopsida; Fabales; Fabaceae. The record is from RefSeq and is a predicted model, not a curated record.